AUGGGGUAUUGGUGUUUCUAUUUGUUGUAUUUGGUUCUUGUUCACCAAAGUAUCUGCCAAACUACCGACCCAACUAGCUUUGAGAACCUGACAAAAACAAUUGAUAAGUAUGCAAAAGAGGUGCUGGCUUGUAAUGGGUCUGAAGUGGUCUCCCUCGCCCUUACCGUGGUCAAAAAUGGUACAACAGUACUGGCCAAGUCGUAUGGUUAUGCAGACUAUGUGAAGAAGAUAAAGGCCACUGAUGAGACCAAGUUCUGUAUUGCGUCUUGCUCCAAGGCUUUCACAACAACUCUACUCGCAAAACUCUUAGAUCGAAACAAAAGCCAUACAUUUGACUCCAAGGUGAAGGACAUCUUGCCAGACCUGUUGCUAGGUGACAACUACACCACAUACCAUGUCACCAUACGAGACUUGGUGUCUCAUCGGACGGGUAUGAGCAGACACGACUUUGCCUGGGUACUAGGUGGACUUACCAGGGACACUUUCUUCAGACAUAUACAAUACAUGAAUGCCACAUACGGCUUCCGCGACCAGGUCAUCUACAACAACUGGAUGUAUGGAAUAGCUAGCCGUGUGGCUGAGGCACUGGGAGGGAAACCAUUCCAAGUGUUGCUGCAGGAAGAAAUCCUGGACCCCCUGGAUAUGAAACGGACAACCCAAAUCUAUGACCUGAAGCCAGAGGGGAAGGACUAUGCCAAGUUUUAUUAUGUGACUGAUGAGGGACCCAAGGAGGUUGAUGUCCAAUUGUAUAGGUAA
Molecule: messenger RNA, 756 nt
Organism: Lingula anatina
Lineage: Eukaryota; Metazoa; Brachiopoda; Lingulata; Lingulida; Lingulidae
Source: RefSeq, a predicted model, not a curated record